AUGGUUGGUGACCGUGAGACAUGUGGCACACCCACCGUCUGUCUGCACACACCAGACGCCUGCCGCUCACUCGCCGCACGGACCAGACUGAGCCAAUUGUCCCGUAACUCUGGGCUCAUCCAUUCAGGCUGCUGUGUUUCCUGGUCCAUCCUGGUUCCACAGAGCUCUUCCCUAAUGCUGAAUGACAGGCAGGCCCUGAUCAAAGCUACUCCCAAGGCCUCCUGUCACCGUCCGGAGGGGCAGAGCAGGCAGCAGUGUGCCCGUGCUGGACGCAAGCCAAGGAUCAGGGAUCAGACAUUGUGGCUGGACUUUAUUAGCUUCAUUACAGAUAAUACACUCUCCACAGUGGACCUCCACCACUGCCAGAUUAUCUGCUCUCUUUGUAGAAUAGUGGCUCUGAGCCACACCACUGAGGAGUCCCGCAGUCUGGAGGUAGCGAAGGUCCACAGUAGUCUCAUCUGA
This is a messenger RNA of Knipowitschia caucasica, 462 nucleotides long. Lineage: Eukaryota; Metazoa; Chordata; Actinopteri; Gobiiformes; Gobiidae. The record is from the annotation of a GenBank genome assembly.